CCAUAUUACCCUUACAAUAAUACAAAAUUCCAAUUUUAGCCCUAACCUAAUUUCAUCUCAUUCUAACGAUUCAUUUCACUGUAACUGUGCACGCUCUCUCUUCUCCCGACGGCGACGUGAAUGGCGAUCUCAACCUGAACGGCGGCGAACGGCGGCGAGCGGCGGAGAAGGAAGCUGAACAACACAGUUUCCUUCAUCUCUCUCGAUCCUCUUUCUUCUGAAUCAUGUCUACCUCUAAAAGAGAGACGUGGACAACAGAGAUGAACAAUGCUCUUAUUGAUGCCUUUGUUCAUCAAGUAAGUGCGGGAAACAAACAAGGUGGGACCUUUACAUCAAUAGCAUACACCAAUAUAACAAAGGAGAUGUCCGAAAAGUUUCAAAGACCUUUUGACAAGGAAAAGGUGAAAGAUAGAUGGAAAUUGGUGAAAAGAAAUUUUACUAAAUGUCAUGACAUUUUCAAUGGCAUGAGCGGUUUUGCUUGGAAAUCAGACACACAUAUGUGGGAUGCUUUACCUGAAGUUUGGAAAACAUUAAUUGAGGCAAAACCUGAAGCUGCACAAUGGAUGAACAAACCUUUUGUUAAUUAUGACAAAUUGGUUAUUGCUUGUGGAGAUGAAAGGGCCACUGGAGGAAAGGUUAUGAAUGAUGAAGAUAUUCGCCAAAAUCAUCCCCUCAAUCGUGAGUCAGAAUCCAUUGGUACUAGUGACCAGGUGACACUAGAGAGUUUGCAAGAGGGCGGCAAUGAGCAGGAUGUCACUUCUCCUGAGGUCCAAAUUCCCCCAGAACCUAGAGCCAAAAGAUCUAGAAAGUCCCGAGAUGAAGAUGAAGUUGAAGGGAUAAAAGCUGCCCUUUUGAACGUUGCUGAUGCUUUUAGAGAGAGUACUGCAUCUCAUGAUAAGUAUUUUAAAGACAGCAUUGCAGCUUAUGAGAAAGCUAAUUUAAAACUUCCAAUUUCAGAAGAAGAAGUUUUUAAACUUCUUGAGGAAUUGCAAGUGGAUAGUCAUAUGAUCAUUCGGGCAUAUUCUUAUCUUCUAGAGUUUCCUGAGAAGGUUAGAGCUUUACUUGGACUUCCAAAACACUUGCGGAAGAGUUUUCUAUUAGAAUCGAUGGUUGGUCAAGGUUACUCGUCAAGGUAAUUUAUCCAUUUUCUCAACAAGUCAAGGUUAUAUCUUGGCAUUGGUGUAUGAGUAGGUUGAAGAUUGCAGCUUGUUUACUAAUGGUUGUUUCAUCUCUACAUAUUGUUUUUGGUCUCUAAUGAGGAUCUUGAAGUCCUAGAUUAUGACAUUAGUAUAGAAUUUUGUAAUCUUGUAUUGGGAUUUAGUUACUAGCAUAUUUGACACAUUUGUCAUUUUUAUGUCAUGUAUUGAUAUAACAGGAUAUGUUGCAUUUUCA
This is a messenger RNA of Medicago truncatula (barrel medic), 1392 nucleotides long. RefSeq lists its product as uncharacterized. Lineage: Eukaryota; Viridiplantae; Streptophyta; Magnoliopsida; Fabales; Fabaceae. The record is from RefSeq and is a predicted model, not a curated record. The coding region runs from base 225 to 1136 and encodes 303 amino acids. The transcript is spliced from 4 exons.